AUGGCGGCUCAACCACCACCUCUGAAGGGCGCCGAGAAACUGUCGUCUCGAUGGCACUGGUCAGAAGAUCUCGGUGGCUUCGACAUGCCAAUCCGCCUAGAAGGGGAGAUUGGCGACGUCAUGGUGCGAGGCACGAUACCUGACAACAUCGACGGAACUUUCUACCGAGUCGCCGGAGACCAUGUGACACCUACACCUGAAAAGCACAGUCCACUUGACGGCCAUGGUGCCGUCAGCGCCUUCCGCAUUCACAAGGGCCAAGUAGACUUCAAAAUCAAAUACGUACAGAAUGACCGCUACAAAGUCGAAAGGAACCGAAAGAGGAGCUUCUUCGUUGAUAUCGUGGGUCACCCCAUGCGAGACCACCCAUGUGUGCGCGCCGUGAUGGAACAAACUUCCAAUAUCAACGUAGUCCACUGGGCUGGCAGGUUGCACGCUUUGAACGAGGGUGGACAAGCGUACACCCUAGACCCCGACACACUUGAGACCACUGGUACAAAUCCAUAUGGCAACCAGGUGUCUGACUCUGCUACUUUCACGGGCCAUCCCAAGAUCGACCAGGAUGUCGACCAACUCAUCACCUGGGGAUUCAGUCACGAUUUCAGAGAGCUCAUUUCCUACUCAAUUACUCGACAGGGCGAGGUCAAGAACCUACAUCGCAUCUCGCCUACGGUCAUCGGACCCAUCCACGAUGUCGCUAUAACGGAAAACUGGUUGGUAUUUUGCCAGUGGCCCGUAAGCCCCUCGAACCCAAAGGACGCUGUGGGGACAACAAACCUUUUCUGGGACACUGACCGUCCUACGAUCUUCAUUGUUACGCCUCGCCGCCCGGAUCAACCUUUGAAUGGCUCGGGCUGGAAGCCUUACGAAUCUCGAGUAUACACUCAUCACUCGAACUCGGAAAUCGUCCACACCGGUGGGGCUUGGGAAGAGAAUGGCAAGGUUAUAUUCGAAGGCACUUGGCCGAACAACCCUUUGUUUCCCUUCUGGAGCAGCCGAAAGGAAGAAAAUUUGUCUGAAAUCGUUGUUGUGGACUUUGUGCGCUUUGAGAUCGAUGUCAUGCAACCGGAUCAGACGGCACUUGCGGACCCAGUUGUUCUAGUUGACAUUCCAAACGAAUUUCCCCGCAUUGAUGAACGGUUCUACUGCAAAAAGCACGACCAUGUCUUCAUGAAUGUAUUCCACUCCGACACGAAGGAACCUCUCCGUGAAAAGCACAUCUUCAGGGGUCUCAAUGCUACAGCAAUGCUUAACAAGAGCACAGGGGAGUUGAAGGUCUACUCACCCGGACCAAACUGCCGAUGCCAAGAACCCGUGUUCAUUCCACGGUUCGACGACUCCCCGGAGGGCGAUGGGUAUAUCAUUUUCGCAGUUGACCGCUUGGACAUUAACCUCACCAAUCUCGUUAUCCUGGACACCGAGGAUUUCGAACACCCUACCGCAAUCAUUGAACUUCCUCUGCGUAUGCGCGCUCAAGUUCACGGUAAUUGGGUCGACGGCAGGGAGUUGAGUGGGCGACCACUCGUGCCUGAUCCUCUUCUACUAAACCACAUGGGAAAGUGA
Messenger RNA from Penicillium samsonianum, 1563 nucleotides. RefSeq names its product carotenoid oxygenase family protein. Gene Ontology annotation, molecular function: carotenoid dioxygenase activity. Gene Ontology annotation, biological process: carotene catabolic process. Lineage: Eukaryota; Fungi; Ascomycota; Eurotiomycetes; Eurotiales; Aspergillaceae. The transcript has a single exon. The record is from RefSeq and is a predicted model, not a curated record. Bases 1 to 1563 code for a protein of 520 amino acids.